Messenger RNA from Ailuropoda melanoleuca (giant panda), 837 nucleotides. It is a transcript of the gene ATOH7, whose product is annotated as atonal bHLH transcription factor 7. Lineage: Eukaryota; Metazoa; Chordata; Mammalia; Carnivora; Ursidae. The record is from RefSeq and is a predicted model, not a curated record. Gene Ontology annotation, cellular component: nucleus. Gene Ontology annotation, molecular function: protein dimerization activity; E-box binding; DNA-binding transcription factor activity, RNA polymerase II-specific. Bases 95 to 553 code for a protein of 152 amino acids. Gene Ontology annotation, biological process: axon development; sensory organ development; neural retina development. The transcript has a single exon.
GAAGAGCCACGUUGGGGAGCGGCUCGUUAGACCGGCUCGCGCGCAGGUGCUAAGCGGACGAGUGAGCUCAGCGCCUCCCUCCUUCCGGCCGGGGAUGAAGUCCUGCAAGCCCAGCAACCCGGCGGCGACACCGCCCGCUGCGCCCCCUUGCGCAGGCGGUGCCGAGUGCGCGGGUGCGUGCGCCGGGGCUGGGCGGCUGGAGAGCGCGGCGCGCAGGCGCCUGGCGGCCAACGCGCGCGAGCGCCGUCGCAUGCAAGGGCUCAACACGGCGUUCGACCGCCUGCGCAGGGUAGUGCCGCAGUGGGGCCAGGAUAAAAAGCUGUCCAAGUAUGAGACCUUGCAGAUGGCACUGAGCUACAUCAUGGCGCUGACCCGUAUCCUGGCCGAGGCCGAGCGAUUCGGCUCGGAGCGGGACUGGGUCAGUCUUCACUGUGAGCACUUUGGCCGCGAUCACUACCUUCCGUUUGCGGGCGCGAAGCUGCCGGGUGAGAGCGAGCCCUACGGCCAGAGGCUCUUCGGCUUCCAGCCAGAGCACUUCCAGAUGGCCAGUUAGGGCGCGCGGCCCUGCCGGGCGGAGAUGCUCAAUGAUCGAGUUCCGGGGCCGUAGCCCUUUCCCCAGUAGGUGGCCUAGGAUGCAUUCUUAGGAUAAAAUAGUAAACUUUCAGGUUACUUUUAUUCGCGUCACCGGUCUUAUGGACACGAUUUUAUUGCCUUUCUCUUCCUCAUCAGUAUUUUGUAGAUUACAUUAAUGGACCUGGUUGCUGUGAAAAUAAUGCCCCCUUUCCCCUUUUUUUGGACGACUUUGAGGAAAAGCAAUCUUAAAAAAAAAUAGGAUUA